Molecule: messenger RNA, 897 nt
Organism: Brassica rapa (field mustard)
Lineage: Eukaryota; Viridiplantae; Streptophyta; Magnoliopsida; Brassicales; Brassicaceae
Molecular function (GO): nucleic acid binding; RNA-DNA hybrid ribonuclease activity
Source: RefSeq, a predicted model, not a curated record
AUGUAUUCUUCUUCUUCUUGGGGAAAGAAGGAAACUGGUGGGGUUGUAGAUAUAGAAGAAGAUUUUAGAGUUCUUCUGGUGGAGAGACACAUUGAUAUUGACCCGAGAUGUAAACGGUGUGGAGUCUCUGAAUCUAUUACUCAUCUACUGUUUCACUGUCCGUUUGCUCAACAGGUAUGGCGAGGGGCCCCCUUAGCAUUGGACUUUGACCCUAGAGGAAUAGUAGACUUAGAGGAACGUUGGACAACACUCUGUGCAACGCCUUGCCUACCUCCAACAGGUGUAGUUACAAGUCCCAUCUUCCCUUGGAUCAUCUGGAUAAUAUGGAAAGAACGCAACAAGUUUGUAUUCAAUGGAGUCACGGUCUCACCCACGGAGGUAAUUACGAUUGCGAUCAAAGCGGCAAAGGAAUGGGAUCAGAUGCUAUAUACUGACAAGGGACCUUCACUGAGAUCCCUGAUGCCUGAGACCCCAAUGACAGCCUCGGUAGUGGUUCGUUCGGAUGCAGCUUGGCGAAAAGAAGAUAAGAAAGCAGGGCUUGGAUGGAUAGUACAAACGGCAACAGAGAUCCGCCGUAUGAAGAAACCUGUGUGGCACGUAGCUUCCCCUUUAAUGGCGGAAUGCCUGGCUAUAAGAGAAGCUCUGCUUUAUUGCAGAGCGCAUGACCUCUAUUCUUCUAUCCGAGUUGAAUCUGAUUCCUCCCUGUUGAUUAGUGCGAUUAAAAGGAAGGAGUCGCUUUCGGAGAUACAUGGUGUGCUCUCAGAUAUUGCAAUGCUGAACUCUCAUCCAUCUUUUAAUCUCUCUUUUCACUGGAUUCCUAGAAUUCAAAAUGUUGUUGCUGAUUCCUUAGCUAAAGAAGCUUUAUGUAUGGUUGAGGGUGUUAUGACACUCACCUAA